This is a messenger RNA of Anarrhichthys ocellatus (wolf-eel), 1632 nucleotides long. RefSeq names its product diamine acetyltransferase 1. NCBI's taxonomy places the organism in Eukaryota, Metazoa, Chordata, Actinopteri, Perciformes, Anarhichadidae. The transcript is spliced from 5 exons. The coding region runs from base 843 to 1274 and encodes 143 amino acids. Gene Ontology annotation, molecular function: diamine N-acetyltransferase activity; spermidine binding. The record is from RefSeq and is a predicted model, not a curated record.
AGCGUAAUGCAGUGUUUCAACCGUCUGUAGCGUAAUGCAGUGUUUCAACCGUCUGUAGCGUAAUGCAGUGUUUCAACCGUCUGUAGCGUAAUCCAGUGUUUCAACCGUCUGUAGCGUAAUCCAGUGUUUCAACCGGUCUGUAGCGUAAUCCAGUGUUUCAAUCAUUGUUGUUGUCCAAAAACCAAAUGUAUUCAAUUCACAAAGAUGGUCCCAUUUGAGAAGCUGGAGGGGCUAAUUGUUGUUUUUUUUUUUUUUUUUUUUUAGAAUAAUUCUAAUUGUAGUAAUUGGACUACAGUGUUUGCUGUUGCAUUGUACUGAUAUUAGGACACUACAUUGUAAAUAAAUAACCUGCAAAGGGACUACUCACCAAACUCUCUAGCUAUGACUCACUUGCACUGUCCCGGGUUAAUGCAUGAAUAAAAAUAGAACCUUAUUAUUAUUUAAGGGGGCUAAUAAUCCUCCCAUGAUGCAGUCAGUGAAUGCUUUCUGAGCCAGCUGUUACAGCAGCACAACGAUGGAGAGAAGUACAGCUUAAUAGGUUUAAUAGUAAAACAAAUAAUAAAGGUGUUUAUACAAUAAUAAUAUAAACUAUACAGGAGUAGAUGGAACCAAAGGCGUGGUUAACAGAGUCUAGUAUGUCAACAGUUAAGUCCACUAAAAGUGUGAACUAUUCUGGUUCCGGGGGAUUUUGCUCUGCAUUUUAAUUUAGAUAAUGAAUGUCUGAUCGUAUUGUUUUACACUCUGAAAUGCACGUUUGUUUGUGCGUCGGUUGAAAGUCUUCGGCUCUAAACACGUUUGUACUCGUGUGCUUCGUGUUGCAGGAGCUUGCAAAGUUUGAAGAGAUGGAGGACCAGGUGAUCCUGACUGAAAAAGAACUCCUCGAGGAUGGAUUUGGUGACACCCCGUUUUACCAUUGCUUUGUAGCUGAAAUCCAAGGAGAGAACAGCAGUGACGAUCCGAAGGUGGUUGGUUUCGUCAUGUACUACUUCACUUAUGACCCGUGGGUUGGCAAACAGCUCUACCUGGAGGAUUUCUACGUGAUGGAGGAGUACAGAGGGCUGGGCAUCGGUUCGGAGCUCCUGCGUCACCUCAGUGAUCUGGCGAUGAAGACGCGCUGCACCGGCAUGAUGUUCGUGGUGGCGGAGAACAACGAGCCGUCGGUGCAGUACUACAAGCGGCGCGGCGCCGAGGACCUCUCUCAGGAGGAGGGCUGGAGGCUCUUCAGGUUCGACAAGGACAGCCUGGUGAAGCUAGGCACUCCGGCCGAGGAGUGAGGGAGCAAGAGGAUGAGGAGACGCGAGAGCCCGAGGCGGAGAGCCCGGCUGCUUUUUCUGACGAGUCAUGUUAUUGAGUCCGAUGUUGCCGCCGUGUUGGCAGCUUAGCAGCCGGCUCUGACGGGUCGGUCGGCCUCUCUGAGUCUUCUUCUCCCGUCGGACGACGGGUUGAUUCGUAGUUCAGCUUUUUAAAAAAGGGAAAUUGUGUCGCAGUGAUGCGUUUUUUUUAAUGUUUGUAGUUUGUCGCUAAUCUCUCUGAAUCAUUUGUUAUUUUAACCAGUUAAUUAUUUUAGUUGAUGUGCAGGAAGAGUUCAUAUGAUUUGAAGUUUGCAAUAAAACAAUAACUUCUCACACAUCA